AUGAGCAGAAUGCGACUGCGCGACAGUAUCCGCGCGCCAGUGCGAUAUGGCGAGGAUGAAUACGAAGCAUCGCGGGUCUCGCUGCGCCAGGGAUGCGAUGACUCCAUUGACGACUCGAUGGAGCUUGGGGAAACAGGUAAACCGCGCCCACAACAGGGGCGCAAGCCAAACACUGUGCCAUUCAAUCCCAACCUGCCACCCGCUGCGUUUCCCACUUUGAACAUACCACAGCCAGGUCGUGGCUCCACCGUCUCAGCGCAUAAUCGCGGUGUUGGUGGCAGCCGGCAGAACGUACACGCAAGCGAAGCUACAUCUGCUUUCCGCAAUGAUAGGUCGGUCCCGUCGCCUCCGUCUGGAAAUGAAGAACUCUCGAUGGACGAUAUCGACAACCACCUCGCCAGUAACAACAUGGACAAUCCGGUGUAUGCGAGGAACGUGAAUUUGGCGCGCAUGAGUGUGGAUGCCUUUCCGGGUUCCGAGGACAUUGACAUGGACAUGGCCACCUCCCCGGAUAGUGAUGACGACCCACUGCCAGAUGCGACUCAGGUGCUCCUUGAUACGAUCCCGAACCCAAAAUGGGGUGAUCUGCACAAGGCUAUGCAAGUCGAGAUCAUCGAAAACAUAAUGAAGUUUCAUAGCUGGAGACGUGUUUGCGACCUUCUUGGGCUUGGGCUAGACGAACGAAGGCAGCUCAUGAUUAACAUAGGCAUCCGCAAUAAACAGAUCGAAAGGGAGAAUGAAAUACUGGAGAAAAUGCGGCACAAACAGCGCAGGGCGCUUAUGAGAAUUGAUAACAGCGACUUGAAGCUUUUCAAGCCGCCACCUCAGUUGGUGCUCAAAAGGAUCACCCGAGAGGCCCAUCAGAACCUGUUGGUCACCGGCUACACGGACCUCUUGAUGUGUCAAUCCCACGAGUUCUUGAAAGCCAGACAGUUCCUGCAUCAGCACGGGCUACCUCGAAGAUAUGCUGGCGAUUGGGGAGACAGCCUGGUGGUGCUUCGAGAAUCCGGGGAGCACUCCCAUGAGCCCGAUGAGUUCGAAUGGAAAGAAAACCUGAGAGUCACUCCACCUCCCGAUGAGACCGAGGACAUAAUCAAUCCUUUCAUGGACCCAGCCAGUAGGGCUAAGAGCCAAUUCAUUCAAAGCAUUGGUAUGCACGGCACAAUAAACCCCAGGGAUUUAAUCAAACGCGACACUGACCCGGCUCCCAUCGUCGACUGGGGAAAGUAUUAUAAACGGAAGCCGGACUUGUCGUGGGACACCACAAAGCACCAGCUAAAUGGAUUGGUCAAGGUGAAGGUCGGUCCACACAACGCGGCACGGAUCCAACAUUGCACGGACGCCGGCGUCGAGCUCCAAGGACUGUCCUCCCAGACACAGGUGACCGCCAUGCCAGGAUCACUUCCGCAGGGGUCCCUACAAGACACACCGUCCAAGGAGCCGCGGAAUGCGAGUCUCGCCCAGCCCUUUUUCAGACGACCUGCUAGACCUUUCAGAAGAGUCCUCACCGACUGGUCUUCGCCAGUUCCCCACCAAUCCGAGAGCCAAUCCAAGUAUCGUCGAGACAUACAGCAGGCUAAGCUUGAGAAACUAGAAGCAAAGGCAGAGGGGCUGCGCCGUCGAUACAACUACCAGCCAAACCUCCAGGUUAAGGGCGUUGGAGUUGGAAUCAGUCCCGCACGUGGAACCAUUCAGAUGAUGCCCCCGAUGCAGCCAGUCGAGGAAGAGACACAUUCGAAAUUAUUCGCCCGGACGCACCGUGGAAUGACAAAUAUGAACAUUGACCGCCUCAUGGAUGAGUUUAUCGAGCUGCCCGAGGAAAGCGAGCCCGAGCUACCUGAUGCGAAGCCAACUUCCACUGAUAUCAGCUCCACCACUGAGGUGUCUAUGGAUGAUGUAAUGCUGGUGCCGACGGAUGGCUGUUCCUCCUCUCCGCAGUAG
Molecule: messenger RNA, 1941 nt
Organism: Penicillium roqueforti
Lineage: Eukaryota; Fungi; Ascomycota; Eurotiomycetes; Eurotiales; Aspergillaceae
Exons: 2
Coding region: 1-1941 (646 amino acids)
Source: RefSeq, a predicted model, not a curated record